AUGCUGAAAUUUAUAACCUCAAGUAAACGCAAGAAUGUCGACCAAGACAAAAAAAAAGAUCUAGUACAGAAAAAGUCUAAAGUCAACGAUGCCAGCGUAUCAGACUGUGCACUGUCAAAGAGCACAAACAGACAAACAGGUCAUCGAGAUGCCACAAAACUUGAGGUGACAGCCGCUGCUAGUCAAAACAUUGGGGAAAUCAUUCAACCUGAAGUCAACAGAGACGCCAUCACAUCGGCCUUCAUCGUUCUAGAUUUCCUGGCAAAACAACGUAUCCCGCUCACAACAAACUUCGAGCCAGUACUCGAUCUACUUUCACAGCUUGGUUUGUCAGUGAAGAAAAAUCUACGAGUCAGCAAAAAUGCGAUGUAUUGCAGCGACAAGUCAAUCAAGGAAAUGUUAGCAAUAUUAUUAUCCACAAUUGAAGAAAGCACCAUUGAACAUCUGAAGAAAUCAGAGUAUUUUGCCAUCAUGUUAGACAAAACGACGAACGUCAGCAUUAGUGAACAAUUAACUUUGAAAUGUCGAUUUUUGAAUGAAUCUGGGCAACUGUGUGUCAGAUUUCUUAAAAUGAUAGAGCCAUUUAAGUCAAGUGACAUCGCCCAGCCGCCAUCUACCGUCACUCUCAAUGCAUCAACGAUCGCCAGACACGUGGCCGAGUACAUUGAACGCAAACAACUUAGCGCUGACCAACUCGUUGGGAUUGGCACUGAUGGCGCAGCAGUAAUGACCGGGGAAAAUAACGGUGUUGUGAAGAAACUCCAGGAUCUUGCAACUACUGCUAUAGGCAUUCAUUGUUCCGGUCACUGCCUCCAACUUGCAUCAUGUCAAGUAGCUAACACAGUUCAAUUUGUCAAGAAAUUCAACACAAUUCUACGGCAGUUGUACGACUACUAUGACAACAGUGCAGUACAUAUGGCCGGUCUAUAUGCAGUUCCAACAACACCAGGAGAAAAAGUUCUGAAGCCCAUCCAACCGUCUUCAACUUGGUGGCUAAGUAUCAAGAUGUCGACAACUAGACUGAAAAAAGGUUAA
Messenger RNA from Saccoglossus kowalevskii, 1035 nucleotides. RefSeq names its product zinc finger protein 862-like. NCBI's taxonomy places the organism in Eukaryota, Metazoa, Hemichordata, Enteropneusta, Harrimaniidae. The record is from RefSeq and is a predicted model, not a curated record.